ACUCCCCAUGGAUCCAAACAUCCAGGGGUCUUUCCUGUUCAACAACAGCCUGAACCAAUUCCCCUCAGACCUCAAGGCGCCAGUGUGCCAGUACUCAGUGCCCAACUCCUUCUACAAGCUCAACCCGGGCCUCAACAGCCAGCUGCAGGCAGGGACCCCUCACGGAAUCAGCGACAUCCUGAGCCGCUCCAUGGUAGGGAUGGGCUCCACGGGCACCACCACCCUGCUGUCCGGAUACUCCACAAUGGGGGGGUUCGGCCCCUCCGUCACCAGCACGUCCAUGUACUAUAACCGAGACUACAACUCCAACCUGGGCGGCUUUUCCAAGCCUGGCAGCGAGUGCCCCAUGAAGGGUCGCAGUGUGAGCUGCUGGGCGGAGAGCGGCUGUGACUGGAGAGGAGGGAGGCAGCAGUGCACCAACAGUAGCGGGCCUCUGGGGGAGAUGUCAGGCAGGAAGAAACACACCAGACCAACAUUUAGCGGACAUCAGAUAUUUGCUCUGGAGAAAACGUUCGAGCAGACCAAAUACUUGGCCGGGCCUGAGAGGGCAAGACUGGCAUAUUCUCUGGGCAUGACUGAAUCACAAGUCAAGGUGUGGUUUCAGAACCGACGGACCAAGUGGAGGAAGAAGAGCGCCUCAGAGCCCAGCUCCACGCAGGCCAGCCACGCGGGGCAGUGCGGGGAGGCCUCGGAGAACGAGGUGGAGGACGAGGAGUACAACAAGCCUCUGGACCCCGACUCUGACGAUGAUAAGAUCCGCCUGCUGCUGCGCAAACACCGCAGGGCUUUCUCCGUCCUGCGCCUCGGGCCACACCAAGUCUGACAUGCUUCUUACACACACACACACGCACACGCACACGUGCACACACGCUUCUCAGCAGACCUGCAUGCUGUAAUGAAAGCAAUUCGUUUUUAAUACUAAGUUCAAUCAAUGAGCAUUAAGGCAUGUUCACAGGGUCAUGUGGUCAUCCUACAAAAAGAGCCCCAGAGGGCUCAAUAGACA
Micropterus dolomieu (smallmouth bass) is the source of this 1003-nucleotide messenger RNA. RefSeq names its product NK6 homeobox 3 (gene nkx6-3). Gene Ontology annotation, molecular function: DNA-binding transcription factor activity, RNA polymerase II-specific; RNA polymerase II cis-regulatory region sequence-specific DNA binding. Gene Ontology annotation, cellular component: nucleus. Bases 8 to 823 code for a protein of 271 amino acids. The transcript has 3 exons. Gene Ontology annotation, biological process: regulation of transcription by RNA polymerase II; cell differentiation. Lineage: Eukaryota; Metazoa; Chordata; Actinopteri; Centrarchiformes; Centrarchidae. The record is from RefSeq and is a predicted model, not a curated record.